Messenger RNA from Struthio camelus australis, 5640 nucleotides. RefSeq names its product RecQ like helicase (gene RECQL). NCBI's taxonomy places the organism in Eukaryota, Metazoa, Chordata, Aves, Struthioniformes, Struthionidae. The record is from RefSeq and is a predicted model, not a curated record. Gene Ontology annotation, molecular function: 3'-5' DNA helicase activity; nucleic acid binding; four-way junction helicase activity. Gene Ontology annotation, biological process: double-strand break repair via homologous recombination. Gene Ontology annotation, cellular component: cytoplasm; chromosome.
GGACCGAUGGAUGAAGUUGCAGCCCGGCCAGUUUAAAUCUGUUUCCUUCUUGUGAGCUUGAGCGCUUCUUUCUGGCUUAAUGCGAAUUUUUAAGGAGACUUCUCAGGUUUUGAUUUUUUUGUUUUGUUUUGUUUUGGCAGGUAGGGAAUUUUUACCUGAUUUAACUGUUGCUAGUAGAAUAGAGCUUGUUUUUGCGGUUGCUGUUGGUUGGAUUUGUUUAAUUUAAAAGGUUUUUUCUUUGAUGAUUCCCGAUUAACAUCACUCUUUUUAGAGUUGAGGGUAAAGAGCUUUAAUUUAGAGGCUAGAGAGAUAGUGGGUUAGAAAAGCUUCCAGUGCUAAGACACUGGUAAAAAUCUGUGCUGGGUGGAAAGUGACACUGAUCAUCAAGGUGUCUCCCUUAGGUAUAGCCAUCUUGUAUCUGCUUAGGGACCUCUUUUUCCUCAUUAGUGGGCUGAGGAACGGCUGUGAUGGGAUAACUUUAUAGUAAUUGGGUUGUUUUUAGAGUGAGGUAGGACUGUCUCACAGGCAAGAUGCUUCUAUAUGCCCUUUGUCCACCUAUGGCAUAUGAGAUAUGAGUUCACCUCUUCAGUUUCUUAGAGCCAAGUUUUGAGGAACCAAAUAAUAACUGGGGUCUCUGCUAGCCAUGCGAAUGCAAGAUCGAUUAUAAGGGAUGCUAAACUACUUCUUUCAGGGGCGGUAGUUAAAUUAAAAGCUUAUGGAGCUUUAGUAGCCUAUAUGGAGACUUUCAUAGGUAAUGAAAGUCUUCCCGCUCUUUGGAUAGAGGAAAAAUGGCUUAUGCUUCUUGAGCUAUCAGCCUAGUGAUCUUGGUGAAAAUUAUGUUUACGUGGGGCGGGGUAGGGGGGAGAAUAAAGGGAGCUUAUUGCUUUUUAAAUGCGUCAGUUUCAUAGCUUCUGAUCUUCAGAAUGUCCUCACUUGCUCCGUACAUUGGGCAGUGAGAGUUGCUUGGUUAAUUGAGAUCUACUGAGGACAGGAUUCUCUAAUCUCCAAAAAUGGCAGCUGUUGCAGUGCUAGAGGAGGAACUGGUAUGCAUUGAAAAUGAGCUUCAGGCAGUGGAGAUGCAGAUUCAGGAGCUUCUGGAUAAACAGCAGGAACUCAUUCAUAAGAAGAUGGUGCUGAAGAGGCUGAUAAAGCAGUCCUCGGAAGAUUCAGAAGCCGGAGGAAGUGAAGAGGCUGAAAGCUCAGCUGAGGCAUGGAAAAAAAAAGAUUUUCCCUGGUAUGAGAAGAUCAAAACAGCGCUGCAGAACAAGUUUAAACUCCAGAAGUUUAGGUCUCUGCAACUUGAAACAGUAAAUGCUGCAAUGGCAGGAAAGGAUAUAUUUCUUGUCAUGCCUACAGGUGGUGGAAAGAGCCUUUGCUAUCAGUUACCAGCUGUCUGUUCUGAUGGUUUCACACUUGUGAUAUGUCCUUUGAUAUCACUUAUGGAAGAUCAGCUCAUGGUUUUGGAACAACUUGGCAUUUCUGCAACUUUAUUAAAUGCCUCAAGCAGUAAGGAGCAUGUGAAGUGGGUUCAUGCUGAAAUGCUGAACAAAAACUCACAACUGAAGCUCAUUUAUGUGACCCCGGAGAAGAUUGCAAAAAGCAAGAUGUUCAUGUCAAAGCUAGAGAAAGCUUAUCAAGCAGGAUGUCUUGCUCGUGUUGCCGUAGAUGAGGUCCAUUGUUGUAGUCAGUGGGGCCAUGACUUCAGGCCUGACUACAAGUCUCUUGGUAUUUUGAAACGACAGUUUCCCAAUGCUCCAUUGAUUGGGUUGACUGCAACUGCUACAAAUCAUGUUUUGAAGGAUGCUCAGAAAAUUCUGUGUGUUAAGAAAUGCAUUACCUUUACUGCAUCUUUCAACCGGCCCAAUCUUUACUAUGAGGUUCGAUAUAAACCUUCAAAUAAUGAGGAUUUCAUUGAGGACAUUGUUAAGAUCAUCAACGGAAGGUACAAAGGACUCUCAGGAAUUGUUUACUGUUUUUCUCAGAAGGACUCGGAACAAGUUACUGUGAGUUUGCAGAAACUGGGAAUCAAAGCAGGGACUUACCAUGCAAAUAUGGAUGCUAAAUAUAAGACCAAAGUUCAUAAAGGAUGGGCAGCAAAUGAAAUCCAGGUUGUAGUGGCAACUGUUGCUUUUGGCAUGGGAAUUGAUAAACCGGACGUGAGGUUUGUAAUUCAUCAUUCUAUGAGCAAAUCCAUGGAGAACUACUAUCAAGAGAGUGGGCGUGCAGGUAGAGAUGACCAAAAAGCUGACUGCAUUUUAUAUUAUGGUUUUGGAGAUAUAUUCAGAAUCAGCUCAAUGGUAGUGAUGGAAAAUGUAGGACAAGAGAAGCUGUAUGAUAUGGUGUCUUACUGCCAGAACGUGAACAAGUGUCGCCGAGUCCUCAUAGCCCAUCAUUUUGAUGAAGUAUGGGAUUCUGCAAACUGCAACAGAAUGUGUGAUAACUGCUGUAGAGAGAACUCAUUUCAGAAAAUAGAUAUAACGGAAUACUGCAGGGAUCUAAUCAAGAUACUUGAGCAAGCUGAAAACAUGAGUGAGAAACUCACUCCACUGAAGUUAAUUGAUGCUUGGUUGGGGAAAGGUGCAUCAAAGUUCAGGGUGACUGAAGUUACUCCACCAAAGCGCACUCGAGAGGAACUGGAGAGAAUUAUUGCCCAUUUACUGCUGCAGCAGUAUCUGAAAGAAGACUUCAGCUUCACGGCAUUUGCUACAAUAUCCUACCUGAAGAUAGGACCAAAAGCUGAUCUGCUAAAAAAUGAGGCGCAUAUCAUCACAAUACAAGGGACAACAAACGAAAAAAGCAUCUACAGGAACAAACCAUCUCAGUCUGCAGAUUUGAAAGGAAGUGGAGGAAAUACUCAGAAUAUUUCAAAGAAUAUCCAAGAUUCAGCAGUGAAGAAGUCACAAGAACAUAAGCGGCCUAACUGUGGAACUACCUUAAAAGCAAAGAAGCUUAAGCUUCAGGCAGGUGGAAAUGAAAAACCAAUAGUUCUUGACUGAGUCUUAGAGACUACCUCUAGGAUCUCACCAUGUUUGCUUCUCUAUGGAUAAUCGUAAGUUCAGCUUGUAUUUUAGUAAUAGUAUUUCUGUUAAAAGGAUUUGUCAAAAAGGUCAGAGGAAAACAAGUACUGUUAAAAGCUAGCUAUAUGGAGAAGAUUAAUCCCUUCUUUCCACCUUAAAUUUAGCACCACUUGAAUAAAUAGCAAAGGGACAAAUGCUUCAUAUCAAAGUAAAUGGUAUCUAUCCUGUGAUACAGCAACGACUACAAAAUUUCAGUAACUGUUUUGAAAGUGCAGUGUCUGGUAACACUUUAUGACAGAAUCAAGCAGGUUGGAAGGGAUCUCCUGAGAUCAAUCUGCUGCUCAAAGCUGGCCUAAUUAGAGGAAAUUGCUCAGGGCUGUGUCUGAGUUUUGACUGUCCCAAGGAUGGAGGUUCUACAGUCUCUCUGGGCACCUGUUCCAGUGUCCAGUGUUAAAUUUAAACCAAAUUUAUGGUUUAAAAAAAAACAAAAUAAAAAAAAAACUUGGAGCUAAUUGUUAUUUCUCAUGUUGCAACUGGUGUCCAUUGCCUCUUGUCCUAGAAUUGUGCUCUUCUGAGAAGAGUCUGGCUCUGUUUCUAUGCUAUGAACCAGAUCUCCUGAGCCCCCUUGCCUUCCGUGGCAGUCUCACCUGGCAUUCUGACAAGGAGAUCCCUGAACAAGUUAAUCUGUUCUCUUGAAGUCCAGGGCUGUGGUUGUAGUGUGUCUUGCUCAUCUCUCUCAGAAUUUUAAACUCCACAGUCUCCCAAUCACCGAGCAACAUCUGGGAUCUGGAUCCCCAGAAAGAAGCAAACCUCCUGAGAUAUCAAGUUAGGUUGGCAGAUGUGGGCCUCUGUCUCCCACAAAAGGGAAUAUCUGAUAACUAUCACCCUCCUUUUCUCCCUUGUGGUCACAUGGCUUAGGUUCAGCUGGCUCCUAUGCCCCCUGAUAGAGGUAGGACUUCCUCCCUUGUUUCCAGGGCACUCUACCUGCUCUGUAGUGGCUGAAUCGCAGGCAGCGAAGGAGCCCUUUUGUGUUGCUGGAAGCAACAGGUUUCCAGCCUUCCCUACUGAGGGAGUCUCCAUCCAUUGCUUCUUUGAGGGUAGUCUCUGGUUGUCCCUCCUUUGCAAUACAGGGCCUGGGUGAUUCUUGGCUCUGUAGAGUCUCUGCAAAGACCUGAUCAAUCUCCUGUUCCUCCUCUCUGCUACUACUCAAGCUGCAGGAGCUGCUCCUCCCGUGAACUGGCACCGUGACUGGAGCACAGCUCCCACCAGCGAGGCCGCUGCUGUCUCCAGCCCCAGCGAGAGGCACCAGGCACUCCCUGCAGCCAGAGACCUGGGCUGCAGCGUCUUUCUGCUGGAGCUCUGCAUGGGUUGAAGCCUCUGCUGUGUCAAAGACUUGCUCCAGCCCGUGUGGGCAUCACCACCAUUGUUGCACAGUCUUAAGCAGAGAUAUCUGGCCCUUUUCUGAUCCUGCUGGGACGACUGCAAAUCUGUUAGCUGCCCAUCUGCUGGGCAGUAGUAGAUGUAAGCAUCUACUGCAGUGCAUUUAAGCACUUGAAUGCACUCCAAACAAAAAUUUAACUAGAGCAUUGUUACAACUUUACCCUGCUUCUGACUUGCAGAGUUUUUCCAUGAAAUAUACUUAUUUAUCCUGUUAAAAUAUAUUCAUUUCUCUUAGAAUUGGAUAUUUCUAGUUUGCUAUUCAAAUUGAAAAUUACUAUUUCUGGACUUUUCAAAAGCAUCCAAAUUUAUAUUUAAAGACAAGACAACAUUUCUUGACCUUUCUUGAGUUGUACCUUAUUUAGGAAAUACAGAAACAACUCCACUGAAGAAAAAAUAACUCUGUCCUCUUUCCCCCUACUCAUCCCGGUCAACUUGGACUUAAAUGCUAGCUGUAGAUCUCCCUUCUUAUUUUUCUAAAGUAGAUCUGGUCAUUCUUCUAUGAAUAAGUAUCAUUUUACUUUGUAAGCAAGAGGACAUUACUGCAUCUGUGGCUUGUUUAAGUUAGUGCUUUACAAAAGGUCCACGCAUCUGGAGCAAUAGUGAAAAUUAGAAUAGCUGCCGACUUAAGCCUUAAACGUGGACUGUAUUAAAUUGAAUCUUUGGGAGUUUUCCGAAUUCUCUUCUCUUAACCUAGCUACUUGAGAAAUACACUUGUCUGCUUUGUUAUUCCUGUUGUGUUUAUGGAAAUAAGGAAAGAGAAGGCAACUAUAGGUGCACAUCUCUGUUUGUCUAUGGCUUAGAGUAACAUGUUUCCACCAUUUUGAAGUGCAGCCUGUCUCUUUUGACUGACUUAUAAUUCUUUUUAUGUGACAUCUUGGUUCUGUCAAGGCAAGAAAGAACCUGUACUUACUGCUGUAAACGUUCAUACAUGUUCCCUCAUCCCAAGGAGCUGAGGAGAAAUUGGCAACAGUUGAAGGUAGUUUGCUGUCAGGGGUGACUGUUGAACAUCAUAUAUAGUUUUAUCUGUAUUUAUUACAGCUGUGCAGUUAAUAGUACUGUUUGUGAUGGUACGUAGUAUGGGUUCUGUAGAGUGAUGCUUCUGUGCUUUAGAAUUGCACUCAUACCUAUGUAAUUGUAUACGCUCGACCUGGAGUUUGAGUAAAAUUCAAAUCUCAACUUGCAA